AUGGCGGCGGCUAACGCUCCGAUCGCCAUGAGGGAGGCCCUUACGCCACCGUCUUCCUCUUCUUCUUCUUCUAAUAACAAUGGUGAUCCCGAUCUUGAAACUUUUGAUCUUGGUCAUGGGGCGGUCGAGAAGAGGAGUGAUGAUGGAAAUGAGAAUGUGAAUGAGGAUGGGUAUGGGUAUGGGUAUGGGAAUGGGAGUGAGAACGAGAAUGAAAAUGAGGAUGAGGAUGAGGAUGAAGAUGAGGAUAGGAAGAGAGAAGUAGAAGAGAACGAUGAUGAAGAUGGUGGAGUGGGAGAGAAUAAGAGUGGAAAUGAGACUGAAAAUGGGAGUAAAGUAAAUAAUGGUAGUGGUGAGAUGGAUAAGAAGAACGGGUAUGGUGGUGGUAUUCGAAAGUAUCAGUAUCCAGUGAGGCCUGAAGCUGAAGAUUGCUCAUUUUACCUCAAGACUGGAACGUGUAAGUUUGGAUCCAAUUGCAAGUUUAAUCACCCAGUUAGAAAAAGAAGCAAUCAGGGUGCUAAGGAGAAAGUAAAAGAAAGGGAAGAGUUCACAGAAAAUCUUGGGCAGUCAGAAUGCAAGGUUUUUAUAAUUACAACAAUUCUAGAUAUUAUAAUUUGAUCUUUUUCUCUUGUUUGGUGAAUUUUUUCAUUUGAUUCAUUCUGAUUAUUUGAAUGUUAAAAGUUAUAUAUUAUAAGAUUUCAGGAGAUUUUUUUACUCUCUUUUAAUACCACAUAUUUGACUGCAAUGUGUCUUUUGGACUAAUAAUAGAUUUAUGGUGCUAUAAAAUCUUGAGCUUCUUGCAGUAUAAUUUGAGGUGAGGGGGAUGUAAAUUUGGAAAAGCGUGUAAAUAUAACCACACUA
Messenger RNA from Humulus lupulus (European hop), 858 nucleotides. Its product is annotated as zinc finger CCCH domain-containing protein 43-like. NCBI's taxonomy places the organism in Eukaryota, Viridiplantae, Streptophyta, Magnoliopsida, Rosales, Cannabaceae. The transcript has 4 exons. The record is from RefSeq and is a predicted model, not a curated record. Gene Ontology annotation, molecular function: metal ion binding; mRNA binding. The coding region runs from base 1 to 615 and encodes 204 amino acids.